This is a messenger RNA of Nasonia vitripennis (jewel wasp), 2633 nucleotides long. RefSeq names its product E3 ubiquitin-protein ligase SIAH1B. Gene Ontology annotation, cellular component: cytoplasm. The transcript is spliced from 5 exons. Gene Ontology annotation, molecular function: ubiquitin conjugating enzyme binding; ubiquitin protein ligase activity. The record is from RefSeq and is a predicted model, not a curated record. Gene Ontology annotation, biological process: proteasome-mediated ubiquitin-dependent protein catabolic process; multicellular organism development. Bases 355 to 1278 code for a protein of 307 amino acids. Lineage: Eukaryota; Metazoa; Arthropoda; Insecta; Hymenoptera; Pteromalidae.
AGUCUCAUACCUAUAUCGCACGCGUAUCAAAACAACGCUGCGUUGGCCAGCCGGGCUCGCGAAUACGUGUAUAUAGGUGAACUCGAGAACAGAGAGGUGGUUCUUUCUUUGUCCGUGAAAUUGUGUUAGUAUACUUAUUCAAUUUUUGUUAGUUCGAUAGCGUAAACCACAUUUAUUAACGUUUAAUCUUGAUGUAUAUACACAUACCUAUGAUAUAAUCUGCGUGUCCGACUGUGUUUUGGAGUUGCAAGAGUUAUGUUUUCGUGUGGUAAUUUCAUAAGAACAUAACCCGGCAUAUUUUUUCAUUCUUAAUAAGUUCGCGCUAUCUGUGACUGAAGGUUUGUGCGUUAUAAAAUGGAAAGAAAAUCGAGUGUGGAACCGUUGACUGCUCUACGCCACAAAUUUGCUGAGGAUUUGGAGGAAAUCCUACAAUGCAGGGUUUGUUUUGAAAGGUUGUCGAUUCCCAUACCAUUAUGCAUUCAAGGACACCAUGUGUGCGGAUCUUGUCGAUUUCAAAUGCCUGCGUGCCCUUUUUGCAAAAGUGAUUUUAACGGUACAAGAAAUUACCUAGCUGAAACGCUGAUAGGAAAGUUUGAUGAAAUUAAGACUUCUCUCAUCGAGAAUCGCACAAGCCAAAGAACUGUGGUAUCAAAUUCUACGCAAACAGAUUUUCCACCAAAUGAACCUAUACCACCUGCACCAGCAGCAGCACUGAUAGUAGAAGAGACCAACAAAGUAAGCCCUCCUGUAAUCAAUUAUAACGUUGCACCAAUAGUUGGAAAAGGAAAAUAUCCCUGUAAGAUUGGGAACUGCAAGGAAGAAUUGGUGCAUGGUCGCAUGUUGCCACAUCUUAGAUUCUACCAUGAAGAAGAGCUGGUAGAGGAAAAAUCAACAAACAGUAGUUUAUAUGAAAAUAUUUGGGAAUUCAGUUAUCAGAUUCCCAAUGCGCUUGAUCGAGCGAUUAUCUUACCCAACAUGGGAAUAUUCUUUCUCAACGUUUCAAUUGAUGAUAAAGGUGAUUUGUGUGGGAAUCUACAAAUUGUGAAUACUAGAAUAAUUGCUCAACAAUUUGAGUAUUCAUUAAAAGUUAAAACAGGUCACAGUUCCAUAGCUUAUAAAGGACAGGUGCUGGGAACUAGAAUAUGUUCUAAAAAUAUCAAUGAAAAAUCAUUAUUUGUCAGCAAUGUAUAUUUACAAAAAUUGCUAAAAAAGAAGAAAAUUUUUAAUGUUCAUUUAGUUUUAAAUCGUAUAUUCGAUGAUUUCCUAAAGAAAAAUUAGUAACAGUUCAUUUUUGUAAUUUUUGUUUUAUUCGUCUGUUCCGUUUAUAUAAUUUUAGUUGAAAUUCUUUUAGUUUCGUGAAAUGAUGAUUAAAAAAAUCUAACCAAUGUGAAUAUAAUCCCAAGUUAAACUGUAAAAAAUAUAAAGAAAUCGUAUUCAAAUGUUAAAUGAAUACUUCUGUUAAGAAAGCGUCAUACUUUUUAUACAGAUGUACCGCGACAUUAAAUUUAUCCAUUGUUGCUCUCAAUCUCCAUAAAUUAAGCUACUUGUCUAAUAAAAAAUUUGAAGCACUGCCUUUAUGUAUUCUAUAUAAAAAGUAUAAAGGCGUCUUGAAAAGUUUUGUUAAGUAUCUGCUAUAGAUGUAAUUUUAUAAAUAUACUGUAAAUAUCAAAUAUUUUAUUUUAAAUGUGAUAAAUAUAAAACAAUAAGCUUACUUUUUAUAUCUAUAAAGUUUUACUUAUGUAAAAUGAUGGGGAUAAUUUUUUAUACCAGUAAAGAACUUAUUUUCAUUUUUCAACAUAAUGUAUUUUGCAGGUAAUGAAUAUAAUUAUCAUCAAUUUCGGUAUUUUUAAACGCAAUAUAGUUACAUUGCUAUUAGUUAGUCUAUUAAUUAUUUUUUUUAUGUUUACAGACAGCUUUUUACAUAAACUAAACAAGCCUGGAACUUUUUUUAUCAUUUGGAUUAAUGCAUCAGUCUCUAGCUGUUUGUUGUUAUUACGCGUCAUUAACAUUACAAAAUCUAUAUGCGAUAUUUCGUGUUGUUAUCGAACUGCAAUAUUGAUAUAAUUCAUAAAAUUUAACAUGCAAACGUUUGUGUAUUUGACGUGUACUGUGAAUUUCGAAAAACUUUUCAUAAUUUUUUUUUACUAAACUUUUUUCUAGACGAAUAAAUCGGUGCGGCAUCAUUGCAUGAGUAAUUGAUAAAAUGUCAUAAGUCAAAUCAGAUAUAUAUGAAUAAUAUUCCACCGAGUGUUCGUCCAUUUUUAUUUUUCACCUGCAACGCAAAAAUUACAUACUACUUGCUGUCAAAACGUAAAUAAAAGACAAAACAAAAAUUAUUAAUGGAAGGCCAUAAUUGAACGAAAACAAAUCGGACCAAACUGCUCUAUACCGCGCGUCUCUGAAAAUAUUUCGCAGCUGGAUUAUAUGGCAUAUAAUCAUCGUAUUGCAUCUUUUCUUCCGCUAUACUCUGAUUUCUGAUAGAGGUCACACGCGUUUUCUAAGUGUUCCGGUGCUAAAAUUUUAGGGGUUGCCACAAAGCAAGAUGUCUCCCGGCAAGUAAAAGCAUUGUCACCUCUACCGUAUGUCUUGAUUGCAAAUCAAAGAGUAGCAACGAACGUUGAGAAUACGAUCUA